Molecule: messenger RNA, 3209 nt
Organism: Juglans microcarpa x Juglans regia
Lineage: Eukaryota; Viridiplantae; Streptophyta; Magnoliopsida; Fagales; Juglandaceae
Molecular function (GO): acyltransferase activity, transferring groups other than amino-acyl groups
Source: RefSeq, a predicted model, not a curated record
CUUUAGUCAUUACGAGAGUUAUAGGUGUGCUCCGUCUCUCUCGACUCCCGAGCCUUCUUCACCAAGGAAACCGACGUGUGUACACUGUCUCUUCCUAUUCCUUCCCCCAACCAAUCUUCUCUGUUUCUUUCUCGGCAACCCUAAAAGGUUUUCCCCUCUCUCUCUCUAUUUCUCUCUCCAUCUCUCUCUCACGAACAUCCAAAUCCCUCCAGGGUUUGAAUCGAUCCGUGUGGGCUCAUGGCGAACGGUACGGAUUCUGAAGAGUUUGUGCUGCUCUCUCGGGUCCGGGCGGGUCACAAGCGCGAGUUUGCCUUCGCUUUGAAGGCACAAUCUGAGAUCUGUGGGUCUCUGGGUCGGACCCGGUCCAGGAAGACCCGGAAUGAAGUUUUGCAGACCUAUACCAGGAAGAAACUCAAGAGGUCGGAACCCAAGGAGGCCAAGAACGACGCCUCAAGUGAUAUGAAGAAGGCCAAGGAUUCGGAAGAUCUGGGGGCGAUGAGCGAAGAGGAGGCCAAGAGUGACGUGGUGGACCUCGUGAGCGACGACGAGCCAAAGAGUCUCGUGGGUGAAUCGGAAUCGGUUGCCGAGAGGGGGUCCAAGGACGACACUUCGUUGCCCGUUCCUGAAGAGGAAUUGAGAAGUGGAGUGGUGGAAAUGGCCGCAUGUUCGGGGAAGGAAGAGGAAGAAUUAAAGCAUGAUACAUGUGCUGCUGAAUUGAUGCGUGAAAAGGAGCGGAAUGAGAAUCAAGAGAAGACGAGCGAAACGGGAAUUGAUAAAGCGAAGGAGGAUUCGGGAAAGGACAAGAGGAAUGAAGCCAUAUUGAUAAAUGAAGAUCAUAAGGCGGGGUCUAUAGCCGUGGAGAAGCCGCUAAGGCGGUUUACGCGGUCGGCAUUGAAGCCGAGGGCCGAGGAGAAAUAUGCGGUGAAGAAAGGUGUGGAAGACAGUGAUAAGAAGGUGUGUACAAACUCUCAUGAAAGAGUUGGUAUCACGCCAAUUACUACUCCGCCUCCGUCAAUUGAGAUGAUGAAAUUGUUCAAGCAGAAGAAGUUUCCGUACAAGUUGAAAGAUUUGCUUGAAACAGGUAUUCUGGAGGGAAUGCCGGUGACGUACAUUCGGGGUGCCAAGGCUAGAUUAUCUGGAGAAGCCGGGCUGCGAGGUGUGAUUAAAAGUUCUGGGAUAUUGUGUUACUGUGAAGGAUGCAAAGGAAUUGAAGUUGUUACACCCUCCUUGUUUGAGCUGCAUGCCGGCAGUGCAAAUAAACGUCCACCCGAAUAUAUUCACUUGGAGAAUGGUAACACUCUCCGUGAUGUGAUGAACGCAUGCGUAAAUUCUUCUAUGGACUCGAUGGACGAGUUUGUUCGAAGUGUUAUUGGUUGUUCCUCUCUAAAGAAAUCUGCCAUCUGUCUGCAUUGCAGAGGGCCUUUUCGCAAAGCUGAUAGUGGGAAUUCAAUGCUGCUGUGUAAAACAUGUCUGUGGCUCAAAGAGUCUCGACCUAUCCCUGCUCAAACAGCUGAUGCUAUCCACUCGGGUGGGCAAAGACGUAACGAACUUCUUUCGAAGUGGAAAGCUGAUCGAUCACCAAAACCAGUUUUGGUUCCAAAGCCAUCUGACAGUGUUUUGAAGUGCAACACAUCUCUAAAUAAGAGUCAGGGAAAAUUAACUAGAAAGGAUCUACGCUUGCAUAAGUUGGUUUUUGAGGAGGAUGUGCUGCCUGAUGGUACCGAAGUAGCAUAUUAUUCUCGUGGACAGAAAUUGUUGGUCGGUUACAAAAAAGGAUUUGGGAUCUUUUGCACUUGCUGUGACUCUGAGGUCAGCCCAUCACAGUUUGAAGCUCAUGCUGGUUGGGCCUCGCGUCGUAAGCCGUACCUUCACAUUUACACAUCCAAUGGGGUGUCUCUCCAUGAAUUAUCCAUAUCCCUGUCAAAAGGGCGGAAAAUCUCUACCAAUGAAAAUGAUGACCUCUGCAGCAUCUGUCAAGAUGGUGGGGAUCUGUUGUGCUGUGAUGGAUGCCCACGCGCCUUUCACAUAGAGUGUGUUCCUCUUCCUCGUAUACCUAGUGGUACUUGGUACUGUAGAUAUUGCCAGAAUUUGUUCCAAACAGAAAAAUCUGUGGAGUGCAAUGCUAAUGCUGUAGCAGCUGGAAGGGUUGCUGGAGUUGAUCCGAUAGAACAGAUAACCAAGCGAUGCAUUCGCAUUGUCAAAACUCCAGAGGUUGACUUUGGUGGAUGUGCAUUAUGCAGAGGCCAUGAUUUCAGCAAAAGUUUUGGCCCUCGCACAGUUAUCAUCUGUGACCAGUGUGAAAAGGAAUAUCAUGUUGGCUGUUUGAAGGAUCACAGUAUGGAAAACCUUAAGGAAUUGCCCAAAGGGAAGUGGUUCUGUUGCACAGAUUGCAAACGAAUUCAUUCUACUUUGGAGAAUUUGGUGGUUCAUGGAGAACAUAAGCUUCCAGACUCACUUUUGAAUGUUAUAAGGAAGAAGCAUGAAGAGAAAGGUUCACAGAAUGACGCUGACGUUAGUAUAAGAUGGAGGGUUCUUAAUUGGAAAUUGGCCUCUUCUAGUGAAACUAGACCGUUGCUUUCAAAAGCUGUUUCCAUUUUUCAUGAAUGUUUUGAUCCUAUAGUAGAUGCUGCUUCAGGCCGUGACUUCAUUCCAUCAAUGCUCUAUGGAAGGAAUAUCCGUGGCCAAGAUUUUGGUGGAGUCUACUGUGCAGUACUAACAGUAAACCAAUCAGUUGUGUCUGCUGGAAUGUUCCGGAUAUUUGGGCAGGAAGUGGCAGAGCUUCCUCUAGUAGCAACAGAUACUGAUUAUCAAGGACUGGGGUACUUCCAGUCCUUGUUUUCUUGCAUUGAGAGGCUCCUUGACUCCUUAAAUGUGAGAAACCUUGUGCUACCAGCGGCCGAUGAAGCCGAAUCAAUCUGGACAAAUAAAUUUGGUUUUAACAAAUUAACCCAAGACGAGCUUAACAACUACAGGAAACAUUACCAUAUGGUGAUAUUCCAAGGAACAUCAGUGCUGCAGAAGCCAGUACUUGCUUCCUGAAAUAUUGGUACAUUGGUGUUUGGAGUGCCUGGAAAAGAUGUAUAAUUUUUUUCUUCUUCUUUUUGUGAAAUUGGAGGAGCCUCUAUUUUGAUGCUUUUGCCCUUUGGUGUACAGAUUCACAGAAAGUAGACAUCAUACCUCAUCAUACAAGCUGAUACAUAUUCUAUAUA